Molecule: messenger RNA, 1107 nt
Organism: Pocillopora verrucosa
Lineage: Eukaryota; Metazoa; Cnidaria; Anthozoa; Scleractinia; Pocilloporidae
Source: RefSeq, a predicted model, not a curated record
UCUAAGGAAAUAUAAUUCACUAGCCAUAAAGGCAACAUAUAUUGCGAAUUUAUCCGUACACUAGUCUAAUUGGCGAAAAUGAAGGCAGGCAUAAGAGUUUUGUUUGGUAUCAUAGGAUCUCUCGCCAUCAUUAACAACAGCCUUCUGCUGGUGGUAAUUUUUCGAAACAGAGCCCUGCUGAAGACUCCAUACAACAGGCUAGUUUUAAGCUUGGCCAUUACUGACUUAAUAACAGGAAUUGGUAUUUUUGUUACACCUUCGUACAUUAUUGGGCCCGAUUCGAUCACAGUUUCAUCAGGAGGUUUUGGCCAGUUUUUCUGCAGAGUGAUAUAUUCUCAGUACCUCGUGUUUACCCUGGGCAUAGUAUCAGUCUAUACAGUUGCAUGUAUGGCUAUGGACCGAUGGCUUGCUGUAGUUCGCCCAACCAAGUACAAAACAAUUUUAACGAAGUCGCGAGUAAACAUUUGUGUGUUAUGCGUAUGGAUGCUCUCUGUGCUUUUGAACGCUCCGCACUUGAUGGAAAUUACAGCUACAAGCGGUUCAGACAGGAAAGAGCAGUGUUUAUGGAUUGUUCUUACCGGAGGUACUACUAGAAGAGUUGUGGCUUUUUUAGAAUUUGUGGGAAAGUUUUUCCUUCCCCUUCUUGUCGCAGCCGUUACUUUAGUAAGUAUCUACAACCAUGUCAAGUCGUCACCGGCUCUGUUUCAAACAAAUAGGGGCAAGGCUGGUUUAAGGUUACUACGGAUGUGUUUGUUAACAGCGGUCAUUCUUGGAGUGAGUUGGUUUCCCAACCAGUUGUAUUAUCUGUUGUUCAAAUAUGACAUAACUCGGAUGGACACGCCCUUGCACCAUUUUACUGUCUUUAUGUGUAUGUUCAACUCGUGUGUCAACCCUCUGAUCUAUUGCCUUAGCAACAAGAUGUACCGUAGAUACUUUACGCUUCUUUUGUGUCCGUGGCACAGGGCAAGGGUCACGGAGAUGGAAAUGACUGCGUGUGAUUCUGUCAGCAGAGCUAAUGAAAUAAGACCAACCCAAACAAUUGGACCGAGUGCAGCAAGCGUAACAAACAUGGCAAUUGCUUAAUGAUAUUCCGAAACGCAUCAUAAG